This is a messenger RNA of Osmia bicornis bicornis, 2439 nucleotides long. RefSeq names its product chromatin assembly factor 1 p55 subunit (gene Caf1-55). Gene Ontology annotation, biological process: regulation of gene expression. Lineage: Eukaryota; Metazoa; Arthropoda; Insecta; Hymenoptera; Megachilidae. The coding region runs from base 124 to 1407 and encodes 427 amino acids. Gene Ontology annotation, cellular component: ESC/E(Z) complex; NuRD complex; nucleus. The transcript is spliced from 5 exons. Gene Ontology annotation, molecular function: histone binding. The record is from RefSeq and is a predicted model, not a curated record.
AAGGCAUUGUAGUAAAUACGUUUGCAUUUUUGAUGAAAUCCGGUUGAGCUUUGCGACUUUUGGCGGGUUAAAUUUUCUAUCGUUCUUUUACGCGUUAUAUUAAGGAUAUAACAAAAUAUACCAAUGGGGGAUAAAGACGGUGAAACUUUUGAUGAUGCCGUGGAAGAAAGAGUUAUCAACGAAGAAUAUAAAAUAUGGAAGAAAAACACUCCUUUCUUAUAUGAUCUUGUGAUGACCCAUGCUUUGGAAUGGCCAUCUUUGACUGCUCAAUGGUUACCCGAUGUAACCAGACCAGAAGGAAAAGAUUAUUCUGUACAUCGACUUAUUUUAGGUACUCAUACUUCAGACGAACAAAAUCAUCUGCUUAUCGCUAGUGUUCAGUUGCCAAACGAAGAUGCUCAGUUUGAUGCGUCUCACUAUGACAAUGAAAAAGGCGAAUUCGGAGGUUUUGGUUCUGUUAGCGGAAAGAUAGAAAUUGAAAUAAAAAUAAAUCACGAGGGUGAAGUAAACAGAGCAAGAUAUAUGCCUCAAAAUCCAUGCGUAAUUGCAACUAAAACACCAUCUAGCGAUGUUCUCGUAUUCGAUUAUACGAAGCAUCCGAGUAAACCUGAUCCGAAUGGCGAAUGUCAGCCUGAUUUAAGGUUAAGAGGACAUCAAAAAGAAGGUUACGGUCUAUCGUGGAAUCCAAAUCUUAACGGUUAUUUGCUCAGUGCAUCCGACGAUCAUACUAUUUGUCUGUGGGAUAUUAAUGCGCCGCCCAAAGAAAAUCGUGUGAUAGACGCGAAAACAAUCUUUACAGGGCAUACUGCUGUCGUCGAAGACGUAGCUUGGCACCUGUUGCACGAAUCUUUAUUUGGAUCUGUUGCAGAUGAUCAAAAAUUAAUGAUUUGGGACACGAGAUGCAACAACACGAGCAAACCCAGCCAUACGGUGGACGCUCACACUGCCGAGGUGAAUUGCUUGAGUUUUAAUCCGUAUUCGGAAUUCAUUCUUGCAACCGGCAGUGCUGACAAAACAGUGGCGCUCUGGGAUUUGAGGAAUCUAAAGUUGAAGUUACAUUCCUUUGAAUCUCACAAAGACGAGAUCUUUCAAGUCCAGUGGUCGCCGCAUAACGAGACAAUAUUGGCUAGUAGCGGUACAGAUAGGCGUUUGCACGUAUGGGAUCUUAGUAAAAUUGGCGAGGAGCAGUCUAGCGAAGAUGCCGAAGACGGUCCCCCCGAGUUAUUGUUUAUACAUGGUGGUCAUACCGCGAAAAUUAGUGACUUUUCGUGGAAUCCAAACGAACCUUGGGUCAUAUGUUCGGUAUCGGAAGAUAAUAUAAUGCAGGUCUGGCAAAUGGCUGAGAACAUUUACAACGACGAAGAACCAGACACGCCGGCAAGCGAACUAGAAGCUGGCGCAUCAUAAAGCGUAAGAAAUAAUCGAUUAAAUUAUUUGAUAAUGAAAUUUUCUAACGAUAUACGCGCACAUUCGUACACUCACAUGUGUACGUUCGUGCGAAACCAAUGAUUCAAAUUAAUAUUGGAUAAACGUUUCAAGCGAAUUUGUAUGUUAAAACGAAAAUGAUGAUCGAGAAGCAAUAAUAUACCUAUUUUUAUUACUACAAAUCUUAAGAUUCGCUUACAUACUGGCGUAUCUUUGUUGCAUUAUGUAUGUAUAAUUUUUUUGAUUAGUUGAAGGAGCAUUCGAUUAUUUCAGUUCGACGUUUGUCAGAAAUAAUUGCUGGUGCUUAUGUUUCUUCGAUCGGAUCGAUUACAUAAAAAAUAGGUGUUACGCGUAAAAUCUGUUUCUUUUAUUGUGGAUUCAUAUAUAAAGUUAUAUUAAUAAUGGCAUGCUCAUUAUAAAACAAGUUUGGGAUUGUUUACGAAAAAAAGCAUUUCUUUUGAAUACAACUUACUUAGUUUGCUCCUUUCUGUUUUGGGGGAGGGGAAGUUGAAAAGAAAAAUCUUGUAAAUCAUCAUCGUAUGAUGGAUUUAUUUUAUUUAGAGUUAAUUGAAUGUUUGAUCGUCCAAAUAUUAAACCAAAAUAUUACUUUUCUAUUCAGACGACGAGAAUCGAGCAUUGUUCUAUUAUUACUUUACUUUACUUACGCACAAUCAGACGAAUCACAUCCGCUUGCAUGUUUCGUAUUAACCGAUGAAAUUCUAUGGUGUACGCUCGUGUGCAAGCUAGGCUUUCGUCGUUUAAGAGAACGUGUAGUAUAGUGGAAGGAACAUUUCGUCGUUCGUUUCAGUCUCAGAAGUUGACGCGUGACGGCAGAUGGCUAACUCUGCUAUAAAAUAGAAACUGUACUUCUUAACUGAGAAAAGCUAAUGGUGCAGUCAAAUGUACAUAAUCAGAGUUCUUUUCUAUCCUUUUAUAUCGCUUCCAUUGAAUUAUUUCCAAGUUGAUAAGUAACGAAAUGAAAAUUCGACGGGAAAAGAAAAGAAAAGAAAAGAA